This is a messenger RNA of Cooperia oncophora, 393 nucleotides long. The record is from the annotation of a GenBank genome assembly. NCBI's taxonomy places the organism in Eukaryota, Metazoa, Nematoda, Chromadorea, Rhabditida, Trichostrongylidae.
AUGGAAGGCGAUGCUAUGCGGAAAUACUCACAACGAAAUGUGAAAAUUCCGAUUCAUGAGCGACCGUACAAGUGUCCACGAGAUGAUUGUGAUCGACGCUUUUCACGAAGCGAUGAGUUGACGAGGCAUAUUCGAAUACACACAGGGCAAAAACCAUUCCAGUGUCGGAUCUGUUUGCGGGCGUUUUCGCGAUCGGAUCAUUUGACUACGCACGUCCGUACACAUACUGGAGAGAAGCCGUUCUCGUGCGACGUGUGUGGCCGAAAGUUUGCACGAAGUGAUGAGCGCAAACGCCACACUAAGGUGCACGCAAAGUCAAAAUCGCGUAGGCCGAGUUUUUCUUCCGGAUUCUGUGGUCCAGCAUCUGGGGAUUCCAGUCAAAGCUCGGUGUAG